CGUUUUGAGGAGAAAGUGAGUGAGAGAGAGAGAGAGCGCUAGUGGGUGCCGCUGUUCAUGAGAGUAUCUCUGAAGAGGCUGAAACAGAGGAGGCUAAGACCAGUGAAAAGAGAGUUUGCUGCUGCUGCUGCUGCUGUUGUUGAAUCAUCAGUAUGUGUAAUCCAAACACCACUUCCAACAUCGCCACCAGAGGUGUGAGCGAGAAACCGUAUUCCGAUUUUUUAUCAUUACCCAACUGUAUAAAGGACUUCCAGAAUUCCAAAACCAACCCGGAAAAGCAGUCGCAAUUCGUUUGCCCAUCCCUCUCCGAGAUCAUCACUGAAGCCAAAUCACUCUUUCGCCUCUCCUUCCCCAUAGCUCUAACGGCUCUCAUUCUCUACUCUCGCUCUAUCUUCUCCAUGCUCUUCCUCGGCCAUCUUGGCGACAUCCAACUUGCCGCCGGUUCUCUUGCCAUAGCCUUUGCUAACAUCACCGGAUACUCGGUGCUUUCCGGCCUGGCACUGGGGAUGGAGCCCUUGUGCUCACAAGCCUUUGGAGCUCAACGUCCAAAGCUACUCUCUUUGACCCUUCAUCGCUCUGUGAUUUUUCUUCUCUUCUCAUCAGUACCCAUCUCACUCCUCUGGCUCAACAUGUCCAAAAUUCUUCUUUAUUUGCAUCAGGACCCCGAUAUCACACGUAUCGCUCACACGUACCUUGUCUUCUCUCUCCCUGACCUCUUCACCAACUCCUUUAUCCACCCAAUCCGCAUUUACCUUCGCGCACAGGGCAUCACCCACCCUCUCACAAUAGCAUCACUUCUUGGUACCAUCCUCCACUUACCCAUCAACCUCAUCCUCGUCUCCCACCUUCGACUCGGCGUAGCCGGCGUCGCCGCCGCCUCCUCUGCCUCCAACUUCUUCGUACUGAUCUUCCUCGUGUCCUACGUGUGGGCCCGCGGGAUACACGAGCCAACGUGGACCACGCCGAGCAUAGACUGCUUGACCGGGUGGAAGCCGCUGCUCCGGCUGGCGGCCCCCAGCUGCGUGUCGGUGUGUUUGGAGUGGUGGUGGUACGAGAUCAUGAUCGUACUGUGUGGGCUUCUAGUGAACCCCAAGGCAACGGUUGCAUCAAUGGGUGUUCUGAUACAAACGACGUCGUUGAUUUACGUGUUCCCAUCGUCACUCGGGUUCGCCGUGUCGAGUCGCGUGGGGAACGAACUCGGUGCGAAUCGUCCAGACAAGGCAAGGGUAUCAGCAAUGGUAUCCGUGUUUUUCGCGGGUGUGAUGGGGUUUUCAGCAACCAUGUUUGCAUCAGGGAUGAGAGAUAGGUGGGGCCGGAUGUUCACGUCUGACGUCGAGAUCCUACGGUUGACAUCAGCGGCCCUGCCAAUCCUAGGGCUCUGCGAGCUCGGAAACUGUCCACAGACGGUAGGAUGUGGGGUCCUCAGAGGAAGCGCACGGCCCAGCACGGCGGCCAACGUCAACCUCGGCGCAUUUUAUCUGGUGGGCAUGCCGGUGGCAGUUGGGCUUGGGUUUUGGCUGGGUGUUGGGUUUUGUGGACUUUGGGUGGGCUUGCUUGCGGCCCAGGUCUGCUGCGCUGGGAUGAUGUUGUAUGUGGUUGGGACCACUGAUUGGAACUACCAAGCCAUGAGGGCGAAGACGCUAACCUGCGCAGGGUGCGGAGACACAGUAUCACCACUCCCAACUGCUGAUACCAAGGAUGAAGAACAGCCCUUGAUCUGCAUAGUGGUCACUUCAUCAUCUUGAGAGUUGAGACCACCAAAACAUAGGCACCCAGGUGUAAUUUUAUUUUAUUUUUUCUUUUUUUCUUUUUUCUUUUUUGGUUUCAUUUUAAUUUUAAAAUCUGAACUUGUGAUUGUGAAUUAUUGAUUUUUUGGUUGGGAGAGAUGGGGUCUUCCUGAAAGUAUGAUAAAGGAGAAUUUUUGUUGUUAUUUUCCCAAAAAAUUCCAUUAAUUAUUGUGGACUAUUUUGUUAAGCUUUCACUGUCAGGGGUUGGCAGUUUGCGUUAAAGUUAAAAAGGAUGGUUCAAGGAAGAGGAGAGAAAACGAAAGAGAGAGACUGGAACAGUGAUGCCACAAAGCAAUUGGCCGUUUUGGGGAGUGUCUCAUAAAUCCAGACAUGUCUCUUCCUUUUUGUUCUGAGCUUUUGAUGUGUAGACAAAAGGGCAGAGGGGAAGGCAUUCAAGUGUGAGGAAGACACGUGGUGAUUGAAGUCAUCAUCAUCCAGCUCUAUACUAUCUGAACACCAUGGGCUGUGUUGAUAGGGUAGGGUAGAAAUAUUUGGCCAAUCACCUCCUCCAUUCCCAUGGUCUUCUCCUUUUCUUUUCAUACUUUUUCAGUGGGGGGCUUUGGCUCUACUCUCCACUGUGGUCCGCGUCUAUAAUUCGCCCUUUCCCAACCCAACCGGCCAACCCCCCAUAUAAUCCUCAAUAAUAUCUCCCUGCUAAGGAUUGUGACCUUUCUUCUGUUCCUCACCAGGAGAAUUGAAUAGUAAACCAUGAAUGACAGUCAA
Vitis riparia (riverbank grape) is the source of this 2510-nucleotide messenger RNA. Its product is annotated as protein DETOXIFICATION 51. Gene Ontology annotation, biological process: xenobiotic detoxification by transmembrane export across the plasma membrane. Bases 153 to 1745 code for a protein of 530 amino acids. Gene Ontology annotation, cellular component: membrane. Gene Ontology annotation, molecular function: antiporter activity; xenobiotic transmembrane transporter activity. NCBI's taxonomy places the organism in Eukaryota, Viridiplantae, Streptophyta, Magnoliopsida, Vitales, Vitaceae. The transcript has a single exon. The record is from RefSeq and is a predicted model, not a curated record.